Messenger RNA from Formica exsecta, 2260 nucleotides. RefSeq lists its product as uncharacterized. The transcript has 2 exons. The record is from RefSeq and is a predicted model, not a curated record. Bases 456 to 2054 code for a protein of 532 amino acids. NCBI's taxonomy places the organism in Eukaryota, Metazoa, Arthropoda, Insecta, Hymenoptera, Formicidae.
GAUGUAGUCAACUAAUUUUUAAGAAAGCCGAAAGUUGACAACAGAAGCGAACCAACAACACUGUAGCGGUGAGCGGCAAUCGACUCUAAGCAAGCGACGUUGCCGGAAUAGGUUCUCUUGUCUCUUCUUCGCCGGUACCGAGAAUUACACAGAGUUGAAAGACGAUUCCGUAUUACGGUGUUGAUUUGUAGAUGGUCAAAAGAUUGUGAAGGUCUUCGAAAACAACGAGGUCAGGUUAAAGUGAUCCGCACACGAGGUGGCGCCACAUCAGAGCCAAGACAAAGUCCAAAGAAGUCUUAUCGCUGGCAGACGAAGUUUAUAAGUGACGAGUCAGCACGAUAGUGACCGCGCUGUGCGACCGUAACGACUUUUCAAGAGAACGUCAAUGCGCGAUGAAGAGCGGCGGAAGAACAACCAAAGAAUAUUCAUCUUAAGAUUCGUCGAAUUUGGAUGAAAUGCGGGCAUUCAACGAUACACAAUUAAAUAAAAGAAGCUUCCGUGUUUCCGCUGGUGUGACUUUGCGAGAGUGCAGUGUCGUCAUUAUCGGAAGUACGUGCAAAAUAUGCGGUAGAAAUUUUAAAUGCGAAAGCGAUGUUUCUCUGCACUCACAAUGGCGACACGGAACUAUAGGAUCGCUAAUGAACGCUCUACAUCACGAGAUUUAUCUCGAAAGCAUCGGUCAGAAAUGCGAUAUAUGCGAUAUGCAAUUUUUAACUGUUUCGGACUUAAAGAUUCACAAGCGAUUGAUACACAAGCAUGGUACAAGAUCUAAGUACAGAAAGAGACCAGGAAAAGAAACAGUACGCGUGAAAUUCAAACUAAACGGAAUGACGACAAUGGAUGUGAAUCUGAAUCGGAAGUACUUAAAAAUGGAAAACUAUCUAAGAUAUUUUGUCGACGCCGGUACGCAAACUCCGGACUCGCUCGAAAUUGAGAAACAUCAAGAUAACUGCGGUGCGGAUAUUGAUUUGUUUCUCUCGGACCAUGUUGUGGAUAACAGUUAUAUGCAACAUAUACGGCCCCACAAAGCCGCAAAUCGAUACAUUGUAGGUAAAUUCACGUCUACUAAAGGCGACGCAAUAAUGCGUUCUACUGCUGUAGUGGGGAGAAGUCUUUUAGAGAUUUCAAAUACUUCGAAUAGAGACGUAAUCCCUGGUAACAACGGCUCAUGCAAAGAAUAUGAAAAUCGUUGCAAUUUUACUUCUCAGGGAAAUACAGCGAACACAUGGAUCAAAAGUUUUCUCAAUAAUGUAGACAUUUAUAACAAAGAAAACUCGCAAGGAAAGCUAAACGAGCCAGAGAGAAAAAAUGCAUAUUGUCAAGCCGAAUUUUUAUUGAACGAUAACAAAGUUUCUCUCGCCUAUCAGCGAGACAAGUUUGACAAAACAACAUCACUAAUGUCUAAACAACUCUCGGCCAACGAAAUCCGUUACGAUCCUAUCAAACAACCUUAUGAAACUGCCGGAGAUAAAAGAAGUACUGAAUUAACAAACUCUUUAGCAGAUUUUGAAGAAAUAAUUAUUGAUAAUGAAAAUAAUAAUAAAAUCGAUGAAACUGCGAUAAAGCAGUCGCGUGCUCCCUUAAUUCGAAAUUCUUUUAACAAAAAAAAUGAAUUGAUAAAAGAUAAUUCAAACGUUGAUGAUGAUGAUGUACAGGAAGUGCUACGAAUAACGAGAAGAAAUAUUCAAAGCGAUAUCAACCACGAAUCGCCUAAUCGUAUCGAAAGAGAGAUAUUGAUACAAAAUACUGAUAAUGAAACACUUAGGUUUUCCACACGACAAGAACCGACUAUUCGUCCAGAAAAAUGCAAUGCUAGAUUUACAGCAAAUUUUAAACCAUCGAGUUAUCCAGCGUUUACGACUGUGACCGAAAGUAGUUAUCAAUUUUUGGCAAACGCGUUCGAUAAAAAACUGGGUAUUUAUUUGGAAGAUAUGCAUCAUUACGGAAUCAGUUAUUACAACGAACAAGCGAAAAUUAACAACAACAUAGAAGAGUACGCGAUAUAUAGUCAUCAAGGAUUUUUCGAACCGCGGAUGCAAGCAGAAGAACCAUAAUAAACCAAUGGAUUGAAAGAUUGAAUGACAAUGAAGUAGCUGUACUAGAUUGAGCGUAUGUUAGCAAAAAUGUAUUGUUGUAUGUUGAAUGACACGAUGUAAAUCGUAAUCUUUUUAAGGCUAAAACAGCAAAUGUGCCAAUAUAUGUUUAUUCUUUAUUGUUUCUUUUUUUUAAUUUUGGAAAAAAAACCUUAGUUAUUAGUAUU